AUGACUGCACAAAUACCAGAAUCUGAUCAGAUAAAACAGUUGAAGGAAUUUCUUGGCACCUACAAUAAACUUACAAAAACUUGCUUUUUGGACUGUGUUAAAGACUUCACAAUAAGAGAAGUAAAACUUGAAGAGGAAUAUCAUAUUCAGCAGACUGAACCCCUGACAGCCAAAGCAGGACUCCAUGGGCAAGCACCAUAUAGAAAUCUCGAUGAAAGAUUGCAAACAGCUGUUGCACUGGAAAUGAAGAUUCAUCUGAUAGAAUCCCCUGAAAGCAGUAGCCACCAUGUCAAACCAUCUAUUAUAACUGGCCAGUGGAAACCACUGGAGAAACAAAAUUGCUUUUUACUAGGAAUAAUCAAAAUAGAAGGUUUUAUAGUUCAAUGA
Cynocephalus volans (Philippine flying lemur) is the source of this 387-nucleotide messenger RNA. RefSeq names its product mitochondrial import inner membrane translocase subunit Tim9-like. The record is from RefSeq and is a predicted model, not a curated record. NCBI's taxonomy places the organism in Eukaryota, Metazoa, Chordata, Mammalia, Dermoptera, Cynocephalidae. The coding region runs from base 1 to 387 and encodes 128 amino acids. The transcript has 2 exons.